UCGGAAUAACUCGACAGUUACGAGCUAGGACAGACGCAUUUUGUAAACAAAUGCCAGUGCAAAGGAUAGUCUUACAGAGAAGUAAUAAAAAUAAGAGUUUACGGGUAUUGACAGAAUGUUUUAUUGAAGAUUCCAUGUUGUAUCUUACUGGGAAAUUUUUGAAAAAGGUGUGGCAGUAUAAAGUGUUUAGGCACUACAGUUAAGAUCAAUCUUGCAGACACUAAAAUAAACAGACAGGAUAUAGGAAACACCAGUUUCUAACAUGUCGUCUGCUGGAGGGCAGUUUUUGCUGCUGCUAUGGAAAAACUUUAAAUUACAAGGUCGUAAAAAGGUGGUGACAGUGUUUGAGAUUCUAGUACCAGUAUUCUUUGCCCUUUUGUUGUUGUUGAUUCGAAAUUUGGCUGAUUCAGAAUACAUUGACAAUGACACUAAAUGGGACAGUGCGUAUCCGGAGUUGGGAGGAAAUAUUACGGGUAAAACGGUGAUCUUCUACACGCCAAACACAACAUUUACUGAUGAGGUUAUCCAGAGUAUAAUAGAUUCCGGAAAAACGGCAGCCACUAAUAAGACCGGGUUUGCCUCUGAACAAGCCCUUCUUGAUGACUGGAACACAAAUGAUAAUACGGAGCUUUGGGCUGCUGUUGUAUUUACGUCCGAUGUCACCACAAAUCCACCAGAUACACUUGAUUAUAAAUUGCGUGUUACUCUGCGUAAAGGCCAAGAAGAUGAAGAUCGUUGGAGGACCGCCAAUACUUACCAAUUCUUCUCGACCUUCGGUUACCGUAACAAUGAAAGUACAGGCGGAGAACCAUACUAUUACGAGACUGGGUUCCUAGCUCUACAAUACUUCAUAGACAAAGCUUUCAUCGAGAAACACAGUGCAAAUUCAAUGGCUAACAUUGAAGUUGGUGUGAAAAAGAUGCUGUAUCCACCUUUCUUACAAGAUGUCCUGGCAACGGUUCUACAAACAAACUUACCACUCUUCCUGGUUCUCGGCUUUAUUCUUAACGCUCUUCAAAUGUCAAUGAAUAUUGCAUAUGAAAAGGAAAAGAAACUGAAGGAAUCUAUGAAGAUGAUGGGGCUGAAAACAUCUAUAUAUUGGUUGUCAUGGUUUGUGAAGAAUCUCAUUUACCUUGUAUUAGUCUGCAUCUUCUAUACUAUCAUCUUCAAUAUCAAGUCUGGUGAAAAAGGAAAAAUUCUCAACUACACACAUCCGACGAUAUUUUUUGUUUUCCUGCUACUAUAUGUCAUUGCAACCAUCGCAUUUUGUUUCAUGAUCAGUACUUUCUUCAGUAAAGCAUUUUCAGCAGCAUUUGCUGGAGGUAUUCUGUUUUUCCUGACGUAUUUUCCGUACUUCUUUUUACGUGACCAGUAUGAGACGAUGUCACAAUCGGAGAAAAUGGCCGCUUGCCUUUUACAUAAUGUUGGCAUGGCAUUUGGUAUAAACACCAUGCUUAUAUAUGAAGGAACAGGUGAUGGCGCACAGUGGAAUAACUUUUACGCCCCUGGUACCAUUGAUGAUAAUUUCUCUCUGCUGGAUGCCAUGGUAAUGUUACUGGUAGACACAGUGUUAUACAUGGUGAUUGCCUGGUAUGUGGACAACGUCAACCCCGGGGAUGCAGGUGUCGCUCAGCCUCUCUGGUUUCCAUUCCUGGCAACUUACUGGUGUGGCAAAAACAAGCCAUCAUACUGGUGUGGAUCAAAAGUUGAAGAUUCAGGAUAUGAAAACAACGGAGAUGGUUCCGUGAACAGUGAACAUUUUGAGCGGGAUCCCCAAGGCUCUAAAGUUGGCAUCAGCAUACGUCAUCUAAGAAAGGUUUUUGGAGGAAAUCGUAUAAAACAAUGUUUUAAGAAAGGAAAUAGCUUUAAAGACAAAGUGGCCGUGAAUGACACCAACUUGAACAUGUUUGAGGGUCAGAUAACAUCUUUAUUAGGACAUAACGGAGCUGGCAAAACAACCACCAUAUCUAUGCUGACAGGUUUUCUGGAGCCUACAAGUGGAACAGCUUUAAUUGAUGGGAAGGACAUACGGACAGACAUUAACAGUGUGAGAAAAUACCUUGGGUUGUGUCCACAACACAAUAUUCUGUUUGACCUGCUGACUGUGGAAGAACAUCUUAUCUUCUUUGCCAAGUUAAAGGGUUGCCCAAGCAAGGAUGUUGAUAGUGAAGUAAAUGAGAUGAUACAAGUGCUGGGCCUUGAGCAGAAACGAUCUGCCCUGUCUCAGACAUUGUCUGGUGGUCAGAAGCGUAAACUGUCAGUUGGAAUAGCUCUCAUUGCUGGAUCAAAGGUUGUUAUCUUGGACGAACCAACAUCCGGCAUGGACCCAGCAGCUAGACGUCAGACCUGGGAUAUUCUACAACGGUACCGCCAGGGUCGUACUAUUAUCCUUACGACACAUUUCAUGGAUGAAGCUGAUAUUUUAGGCGACAGAAUUGCUAUCAUGGCUGAUGGGGUUGUCAAGUGUUCUGGAACUUCUAUGUUUUUAAAGAAACUUUACGGUGCUGGUUAUCACAUGGUAGUUGUGAAAGGCAAGACAUGCGAUGUUGACCGUCUUACGAAACUCGUGCAGUCGCACAUACCCACAGCAUUUGUUGAGAGCCAGAUCAGUGCAGAGGUCUCCUACUUGCUACCAUUCACUGAAUCACCAAAAUUUGAGAAACUUUUCACUGAAAUAGAGGCCCAGAUGAGUAACCUUGGAGUAAAUAGCUUUGGUGUGUCUGCCACUACUAUGGAAGAAGUUUUUCUAAAGGUUGGCGAGGGAACUGGUGAAGAUGAGGCGGAGGAACCGGAAAAUAUUCAAAAUGGUGGAAAUACAAACCCAGCCUAUGGCAGUACAACCAAACUACCAAGGAUUGCUUUUGAAGCAAAUUCGACAAAAUCUGAAGCACCUUUUGACUCGAAGAAGCUGCCACCUAUAGGCAGUCCGGAGAAGCCCCAGGUUGUCAAUGAUUUAAAGAAUGGAGCUACCAAUGGUGCUUACUACAAUGACGGGUCUGUUGAAACUAUUGUUGCCAUGGAGAAAAAGAACUAUGCUGGUUAUAAUCAAGGUGUCCACAAAAAUACAGGGUUGUCCUUAGCCAUGCAGCAGUUUUAUGGUAUGUUUGUGAAGAAGUUCAUUCAAGCAAGACGUAAUUUAUCAGUAGCUGUGGCCCAGCUUCUUCUUCCUGUUGUCUUUACUGUAAUGGCAUUAGCGGUAGAAAAAGCAAUUCCAAAUGUUGGCGAUGAGCCAGCGUUAGCACUUAACUUGGGUCCUUUUUCUGACUACACUGUGGCGUUCAGUAACGGUUCAACAGCGACAGCAACCACGGAGAGUCAAGCAUCUUUCUAUAGCGGGCAGUUCGGUGGAAAUACUGUGAAAGUGGAUAGAUCGAGAUACACGGAAAUGGAUGAUUACUUUAAAUAUGUUCAGGAUGAUAUUGGCACUUCAACCUUUAAUAGACGUUACAUUGUUGCUGGUGAUUUUGAAGAUAGUACACCUGACACUGCCACAGCACAUUACAACGGUCAACCAUACCAUAGCAUUGCGAUUGCCUUACACUACACCAUGAAUGGACUCUUGAAACAAAUUACAGGGGAUUCCACGAAAAACAUUAAAGUCAUCAAUCAUCCUUUGCCGAAGAAGAUUAACGAUAAUUCACGACGUUUGUUCUUCUCCACCAACGGAACUGGAUUCACAAUUGCUAUAUCUGUUCUGUUUGGAAUGGCUUUUAUGGCUACAAGUUUUAUCAUAUUUUUGAUAAAAGAACGAUCCGUCGGAGCGAAACAUCUCCAGGUGGUUAGUGGCGUGGGUCCAUUUGCUUACUGGUCUUCAACAUUUGUAUGGGACAUUAUCAAUUAUACGAUUCCUGUGUUGAUUAUAUUGGUCAUCUUUGCUGCGUUCCAGACGGAUGCGUACGUUUCCGGUAACCGACUCGGGAUAGUUUUCUUGAUUUUUAUGCUGUAUGGUUGGGCAGUGUUACCUUUUGUGUACCUGUUGCACUUCCUGUUCAUGAUACCGUCACGUGGAAUGGUCGUCGUCUCCAUGAUCAAUCUUUGUUCUGGUCUGGUAUUUUUGCUGGCAACAUACACCCUCAGUAUACCACAGUUGGGCACACAGGAUAUUGGUAAAGCUUUAGAAGUAGUGUUUAUUAUUUUCCUGCCAAACUACGACCUAGGACUGGCCCUAAUGGACAUGUAUACAAAUGCAGGGUACAAGGACACUUGUGAAGGAUAUAACUAUAAAACAGUGUGUGCUUAUAUCAAGGCUUUUGAACCUUACCGCCAGGAUCCAUGUUGCUUUCCAGAUCACUGUCCAUCAAAUUUCUGCUUUGAAUUCUUUGAUAAUUUCCUGGCCUGGGAGAAACCUGGCAUUGGUCGGGAAUGCUUGUUUAUGUUAUUACAAGGCGUGGUAUACUUUAUUAUUGUUCUUCUAAUUGAAUUUGGCGUUUUCACCCGGCUCUCCAACAUGCUUAGAAACCGGCAACCAGUUGCUGUCGGGUCACAGGUUGAUAUUAGAGGUCAGCAGGAAGAUGGUGACGUUGCUGAGGAAAAACGUCGUAUUAACGAUACGCCUGUUGAUCAGCUAAUGAAGACAGAUUCACUCAUUUUGAAAAAUGUAAAUAAAAUAUAUCGAUCAGGGUUCCAGGCAGUUAAGGGUGUAUCAUGUGGUAUUCCAGCAAAUGAAUGUUUUGGUUUGUUAGGACAGAAUGGAGCGGGUAAAACAACCACGUUUAAAAUGAUGACUGGAGAUGAAUCUCUAACCACUGGCAAUGCAUACCUCAAUAGAUUUUCAGUGAAAGGAGACAUCAAGCAGGUACAGCAGAAUCUUGGAUAUUGUCCACAGUUUGAUGCAUUAAUUGAUCAGAUGACUGGUACAGAGACGUUGUAUAUGUAUGCUCGCCUUAGAGGUAUAUCCGAGGAUCAGAUUCAACAAAUCGUGGAUCAAGUUAUAGACAUCCUCAUGUUGCGGAAACAUGCCGACAAGCAAGCAGGCUUCUAUAGUGGUGGUAAUAAGAGAAAAUUGAGCACAGCCAUCGCUUUGAUUGGUGAUCCACCAUUUAUUUUCCUGGACGAGCCAACCACCGGAAUGGAUCCCGGAGCACGUAGACAGUUGUGGAACGUUCUGUCAGAUGUCAGAGCUAGUGGCCGAACACUUGUCCUUACUUCACACAGCAUGGAAGAAUGUGAUGCCUUAUGUACCAGGAUAGUUAUCAUGGUCAACGGAAGAUUUGUUUGUCUAGGUAGUCCCCAGCACUUAAAAAACAAGUUUGGUCAUGGUUACACAUUGUUUUGCCGCAUGGGUUUGAAUGAAGCAGGCUUUGUGUCUGGUAGUCAGGGACUUAUAGACUUCUUGAAGCUGACGUUCCCAGACUUGGAGGUCUUUGAUGACAACCAAGGGUAUAUCCAUUUCCGUAUACCAGAUGAUAACGCAAAACUUGGUCAAAUCUUCGGUGUGAUGGAGAGAGCAAAAGAUCAAUUUUGUGUAGAUGAUUACUCUGUGCACCAAACAACGCUUGAACAAAUUUUCCUCGCGUUUACACAAAACCAGGUUCCACCGGCCGAGUCGAAGAAGGGUUGUUGUUCCGGAGGGUGUCUUUGUUUUGGUCGAUAAAAAUUAAUCUAUAUGAAUAGUAAGAUCAAAUUAUAGACUUUUUUUUUUUAAAACAGAAGUGUGAAUGAGAUUAAUGACAAAGCAAAAAGUCUAUUGAUAACAGAGGAAUAGUAAUAUUGUUUUGUCUGGUGCAUUAUUACAUAUUGUGAAUUCACUUAAUUUUGUGGGUUUUCUCACAAAGAACAUUUUCAUGGGUUCUUAAAUUUGCAAAAAAUAAUCUUAACAGCAGACGAAAUGAAAUUUUGUUGGAUCUUAAAUUUGUGGAUUGAUCUAUACACAAAAAACCAUGAAAAUAAGUUCCCCACGAAAAAUAAUGAUUUUGCAGUACUUGAAUGUCAAUGUAACAUUGGCAGUUUCCUGGUAAAUAUGUGUUUUGUCUCAUUGUGUGAAGUUGGUAUGCCUAUAACUGUAGAGUUCUUGUAAUGUUUUGGAUAUUGUUUUUCAAAUACAAUCUUUUUCUGUCAUACAUUUUUUUCCAGAUUUUGCCUGUUAAGAAUUUCUUUAAAGUGACCUUAAUAUAGGUGAAUUCUGAUUGAAGAGAAAAAUCUGUACCUUAAAGGGGGAAAAAGAACAACAAAUAAUCUUAGAAACUGAUACAAAACUUUCCUUACUAUUUUAAACUGGUAUGAAGUAUGAAUGGUAUUAGAAAUUAGGAUUCAUUUCCAGAGCAGUGCAAUUUUAUUCCCUGAAUUUUACAACAAACAGCAUAAUAAAUUUACUGUUGUGUGCACCAUGUUAGUAUAAAUUUUGAUACUGAAAUUUCUUAAACUAUUGAUUAAAUGUUCUAAAUUCUAGAGAAGACCAGGAUUUUAGUGUGAAAGUUUAGUCAGAUAAGGGUUAAAACUGCAGUGGUGCUUUUAAUGCAGGUAAUUGACUGAUAAUUUUUGUCUGUGACCGACUUUGAUUUAUUUUAUUCUAUCAUGACAAUGUUGACCAUGUUUCUCAUGUACAUAAAAAUUAUAGAUUUUUUUGGUAUUCUACUUACAUUUCAUUUUGAAUGAGUUAUUUUCUGUUUCUUUUGUGUUUACAUUCCAAACUUUGCUGUGAUUUUAAGUAUCACUGUUUGACAAUCUUUUAAGUUUACUCUGGUAUAAACAUACAGUUGUAAUCAUGUUUUACUUUAAAGUGUGUGAGGCUAUAUAUUUGUUCCUGUAGUUAACAAAAUUAUCAUUUGAGUUUUGAAAGUAAUAUAAUCAAACAUGUUAAGAGACAAAAAGUGGCCAUUCUUUAUUUGGUGUUACUCCAUUCUAUUCAGUUCUAUAAAAUCAAUAAAUGGUUGUUGAAAAAUGGUCUUUAUUCACAUGGUUAUCUUAAUUCAGAAGCUGAAUGACUAAAUUUUGGCAUUUUGGUUUGAAAUUUUUAUUUAGAAAGGAUCCAUGCAAUUUGUUAAUUAUUUUUUAACUGUCACAAACUUACAGGCCAUUUGAAACUUGUCUAUAAAAUUUGACUUGCAAAUGUUUGACAAAGAUUUCAUUUAUCAGUAUCUCAUGUAUAUAUUAAAUGUCUUUAAUGUAUAUGCUUACAUAGUAAUGCUUUAUUUCAAUUGUAUGUAUAUAUGAUUACAAUAUGACUGCCUUUUGUUUUUGUAUUUUCAUUUGUGCAGAUUAUACAUUUAGCUAUUUUUGGAAGUGAACUUUGUACAUGUAUUUUUAUAAAUAUGAUUUUAGAUGAUAAGCUGAGAUAUUAUUUUUUUAAUUGCUUUGCUAACAUAUGACAGUGUGACAGUGCCGCGCUUGAGACAGGAAGACAAGACGACAGCGUGACAACGUGCCGUUUGGCGCCUUGUCGUGUUGUCACUAGGGACAGAACAAGACAAAAGUCCGACAACGCGCCAUUUGGGCUGUGUUGUGUUGUUACUAGUGCCAACUAGACGCACAAAAGCAUACCAAAUCAGCAUCCAUAGUUUUGAAUGAUUGUGAUUCUUGAAGCUUUAAUGGUAAUGUUUGUUUGUAUAAGAUGGGAAAAACCAACAUUUGCAGAGUUCCGAAUAUAUCAUCUGUUCAACUAUCCACUUGUGAUAAUCAUGUCCCAUGCAUACCAUAUUUGUUGUUUUUACCAGGUUUUUUGUUGUUGUUUUUUUUUGUGUUUUUUUUAAAGUUAGUAAGUCAUAAUAUUAGGAAAAUAUGAAUUCCAAUUUUAAGGUCCUACAUUAUCUUGAUAUGUCCAGCCUAGUAUUCAAUGUUUACCAAAAGUGAUCAUAUGCAUAAUAAACUGUUACGAAAUCCAAGUAUGUCUGAGUACGUCUUUCACAGCAUUCUUGAAAAAAUAUUUAAAUGAAGAAUUAAAAAAUAUGCCUGCCUUAUUUGGUUCUUGAACUAGACCUUUACCUGUUUAUAAAAGUGUGACAUGAUUUGAUAGAUUGAAAAGAUAAACAUUUACAUAUAUUUGCAAUAUUUAAUGCAUAAUUUUUAAUCAAGUUUGCUAAUCAGUAAUGUGUUUUUGAUCCUGAUCCCCCUGAAUUUCUUUAAUGGACUUGUCCAGUUUCUAUUUUUGGAACUGUGCAUUAUCAAAUGUAGGGAUGUCAAGAUUAAAUUUGAAGUUAAUUUACCUGCAGUAUAGUGAUUGGUCACCCUGCAUGGAUUUCCAGAAUGACCUGCUGCUAUACAGAGGGUGUCUGUGGCGGGGUUGCCUCAAAUCACUUGCCCCUCAGCGCUGUGGGUUCGAAUCCUGACAGGGAUUUUCUCAUGUGUGGAAGCUAUUUUGCUAGCUUACGGAAUGUCAGUGGUUCUACACAGGUGUCCGUUUGUGCGGAAGUGCACCUGAUAUGGCUUUGAACAUGUGCAUAUUUAUAUUUUUUUAUUUAUUUGUUUUUCUAAAUGUUUUUACUAAUAAACACCUUACUUUUAUGAAUUUGAGAUAAACAGAUAGGCCUAGUUAUUAUAUUAGUAUAUGUUAAUUGUACAAAGAAUUUAAAGUUAAAUUAACAUCAGUUAUAAGCCGGUGACAAUACAAUUUAUACAUGUACAUACUAACUUAUUAUUACACCUUCUACUCAUUCUAAGCAGUGAAAUAUACUCAAGUAUAGUUAAUAAUUAUAUACAUGCACUAAAAUGGCAACCGUUUACACUAAUUGUAAAGGCUUGGUUACUGUAAUGAAUAUUUUUGAUAUAAAAUGAUGGUUUAAGCAAUAGAAAAUUACUUAACCCCUAUUUAUGAAUUUGCAAGUGAAUUUGUGAACCUGGAUGAUAGAUAUUGGCAUGCAAUGAUAUAUUGUAGGUUAUUGACCUAGUAACAUUACUCUUAAAUAGAUUAUUUACUAAAUUAUUACCCUCUUAAUGACUUUUGUUUUAACCAUCAAGAAGUAAGAAUGAUCGAGGCUACUGUCCUGUUACACAGAUAUAACUGUUAUAACGCCUUUUUUAAAAUGAAAAUUAAUUGAGGUCAAAUGUUAAAAGAAAAGUGAAGAAUUAAGAACCAGGUAAAAUUUUCAAUACCUGCUUUUUUAUUUAAAGUUAAGACAUUUGUCAAUAUCAGAACUUAUUUCAGAAGUAUAUUUGUAGUGGAAAAUUUGUUGCUUUUUUAUUUAUGAAAAUAAAGCAAAAGGGACAAGCCGCGUGCCAUACCUGUUAGAUACCUAUUAAUUAGUUAAUGGAAUAUUUUAUAUCAUCAUUUUUAAUGUACGCCCAUAACAAGGAGACACCAGAAAGUACAUGUAAUAUCAGUUUUUUUUAUUGCCUUUAUUUAAGAAUUCUAACAUGACUCAUAUCACAAUACAUAUUAAAGAAGAAAAUAAUCAGUGUUAAACUGCCAAUAAACGCUGGUUGUGAAAAACAUGUGUAUGUGGCUGUUAUGUUCUCCCUCCCUCCAAUAAGAUUGUUAAACAGCAACAAUAAUAACACAUCUUUAUUUAUACUUUUUAUGUUAUAAUUAUGUUUUCUUUUCAUGUAAUGCUAAAAUAACAUCUUACAUACUGCAGUAAUUUUUUCUUUAUGUAUAGUGACAAAAUCAAGAGUCAUGUUAGAAUGUGUGUAAGCAUUUCAAAAAAAAAAAUUCUUUGAAAUCCAUUGAGUUAAAGUUCUUUUGUUAAAUACAGAAGCCUGAAGGCAUGUUUUAUUAUGUAGUUGGUGAGGGUGGGGGCUGGUAGAAUUUGGCUAGUUUACUUUCAAUUCAAUUGUUACUGUUGUUUUGAUUUGUGGGACAAAGCUACUGUCUAUUGCUCUUGUUAACUAUGCCAUCAAAUUCAUAUAAUGAAUCAUAUAAAUGUUUAACAUAUCUUAUAGCUUUGUGAUAUAUGGUUUAUAAAUUGUUCUACACUUGUUUCAUAUUUAAAAACUUUUAAAUGUUUUAUACUCCCACAAUUCUUACAUUUAAUAUUUAUUGUUAGUUUUAUUGUUGAAUAAACUGGAUAAAAAGUAUAA
Messenger RNA from Ruditapes philippinarum (Manila clam), 9951 nucleotides. RefSeq names its product phospholipid-transporting ATPase ABCA3-like. The transcript has 25 exons. Bases 263 to 5593 code for a protein of 1776 amino acids. Lineage: Eukaryota; Metazoa; Mollusca; Bivalvia; Venerida; Veneridae. The record is from RefSeq and is a predicted model, not a curated record. Gene Ontology annotation, biological process: transmembrane transport; lipid transport. Gene Ontology annotation, cellular component: membrane; intracellular membrane-bounded organelle. Gene Ontology annotation, molecular function: lipid carrier activity; ATP binding; ATP hydrolysis activity.